GGCCCCGCCCCGCCCCGCCCCGCCCGGCCGGUGAAGGUGAGCGUCUCCUCUGGGCCGCGCGGGGGGCGCGCGCUGACCGCCCGCAACGGACCGUGCCGCCCGCCGCCAUGGCCGCCUCCAUCUUCGCCGCCGUCCCGCGCGCCCUGCCCGUCGCCGUCUUCAAGCUCACGGCGGACUUCCGCGAGGACGGGGACGCACGGAAGGUCAACCUGGGCGUGGGCGCCUACCGCACGGACGAGGGGCAGCCGUGGGUCCUGCCCGUGGUGAGGAAGGUGGAGCAGCAGAUCGCCAACGACGCCAGCCUGAACCACGAGUACCUGCCCAUCCUGGGCCUGCCCGAGUUCCGGGCCAACGCCUCGCGGAUCGCGCUGGGCGACAACAGCCCUGCCAUCAAGGAGAACCGGGUUGGAGGUGUGCAGUCCUUGGGUGGGACAGGUGCUCUGCGUAUUGGAGCUGAGUUUCUGAGACGAUGGUACAAUGGGAACAACAACACAGCAACCCCUGUCUACAUCUCCUCUCCAUCCUGGGAGAACCACAACUCUGUGUUUGUGGAUGCUGGCUUUAAAGAUAUUAGAACUUACCAUUACUGGGAUGCUGCUAAGAGGGGGCUGGAUCUCCAUGGUCUGCUGGAUGACAUGGAGAAAGCCCCAGAAUUCUCCAUCUUCAUCCUCCAUGCCUGUGCACACAACCCAACAGGCACUGACCCUACUCCAGACGAGUGGAAGCAGAUUGCUGCUGUCAUGAAGCGCCGGUUCCUGUUUCCAUUCUUCGACUCGGCGUAUCAAGGUUUUGCCUCUGGCAGCCUGGACAAGGAUGCCUGGGCUGUGCGAUACUUUGUCUCCGAGGGCUUUGAGCUCUUCUGUGCACAGUCGUUUUCCAAGAACUUUGGGCUCUACAAUGAGCGUGUGGGGAAUCUGACAGUGGUGGGGAAGGACGCAGACAACGUGCAGCGUGUGCUUUCCCAGAUGGAGAAGAUUGUGCGCACCACUUGGUCCAACCCACCCUCCCAAGGAGCGCGCAUUGUGGCAACUACGCUUACUUCCCCGCAGCUCUUUGCCGAAUGGAAGGACAACGUGAAGACUAUGGCUGAUCGGGUCUUGCUGAUGCGUUCAGAGCUCCGGUCUCGCCUGGAGUCCCUUGGGACCCCAGGUACCUGGAACCACAUCACAGAGCAGAUUGGCAUGUUUAGCUUCACAGGGCUUAACCCUAAACAGGUGGAGUACAUGAUCAAGGAGAAACACAUCUACCUGAUGGCCAGUGGGCGCAUCAACAUGUGUGGCCUGACUACCAAGAACCUGGACUAUGUGGCCAAGUCCAUCCAUGAAGCCGUCACAAAGAUCCAAUGAAGCACAUGAACAACCAAACUUACAUGAAGUCACCAAAGCUGUAGUGUGUAGUCCAUGUCUUUGCCUGCUCGUGGCUUGCCUUGUCCACACCUCUUGGGGUUUAAUAAAGAUGGGAGCAGCAGCUCAAUCAGGGAUAAUCAUCUUUUGGCCUUUCUGAAAGACCCCUUGCAAUAUGGCAAGCCAGUUCCCCCAGGAGGUGGGGGCAGCACGAGCCUUCUUGGCUCUUGUUUGACUGACAGCAGCCUGAUCUUCAGGUGCGUAGAACUGUAUCUGUAGCACAUCCAAAUCAACCCCAUGUAACUGAUCAGUUUGGCCCAGGCUGAGUCCUGUACCAGUGCAGUGUGUUAUGGGAUAAUGGCCCAAAUGGUUGGGCUGUCACCGGGUCUGUGGACUGGUGUCACUUGGUAGUAUUUUGGUGGGGGUGAAGCCAGUGCUGACUUUUCCCCCACCCAGUUCUGAGCCUUAUGCGAGCAAACACUUAUAAUUGUGGUAACUGCUUCUUUGUGUUGCUGACAGAAAAUUAAACCUCCAUCUCUGAAAACUA
Messenger RNA from Dromaius novaehollandiae (emu), 1890 nucleotides. RefSeq names its product glutamic-oxaloacetic transaminase 1 (gene GOT1). Gene Ontology annotation, molecular function: L-aspartate:2-oxoglutarate transaminase activity; pyridoxal phosphate binding. Bases 108 to 1346 code for a protein of 412 amino acids. Gene Ontology annotation, biological process: L-aspartate biosynthetic process. The transcript is spliced from 9 exons. The record is from RefSeq and is a predicted model, not a curated record. Gene Ontology annotation, cellular component: cytosol. NCBI's taxonomy places the organism in Eukaryota, Metazoa, Chordata, Aves, Casuariiformes, Dromaiidae.